GACGAUGUCGACUGAGGUAGCUGCAUAGGUGCACAGUGGGGAAGUUUCACAAGAUCACUUGUUUCUUCCGGACUUUUUACGGCGCAGGACCGUGUUCCGGUCGGCCGGUUUUACGUGCGUGCCGCUGAGUUUCUUCUCUAGAAACCACAGUCGUCCUGAACCGCUACCAUGGGCAUUCUGGAAAAAAUUGCAGAAGUAGAGAAAGAAAUUUCUCGGACACAGAAAAACAAAGCGACCGAGUACCAUCUGGGUCUGCUGAAGGCCAAACUAGCCAAAUACAGAGCUCAGCUUCUGGAGCCCUCCAAGUCGGCAGGGGUCAAAGGUGAGGGCUUCGAUGUGAUGAAAUCAGGAGAUGCCCGAGUCGCUCUGAUUGGUUUCCCGUCGGUGGGUAAGUCCACCUUCCUCAGUCUGAUGACGUCGACAGCCAGUGAAGCGGCGUCCUACGAGUUCACCACCCUCACCUGCAUCCCCGGCGUCAUAGAGUACAAAGGAGCCAACAUCCAGCUGUUGGAUCUCCCUGGAAUCAUUGAAGGAGCCGCUCAAGGAAAGGGUCGAGGUCGACAGGUCAUCGCUGUGGCCAGAACGGCGGAUGUCGUCAUCAUGAUGCUGGACGCCACCAAAGGAGAUGUUCAAAGGGAACUUUUAGAAAAAGAGCUGGAGUCUGUGGGAAUCCGACUCAACAGAAGAAAACCAAAUAUUUAUUUCAAGCCCAAGAAAGGUGGAGGUCUGUCCUACAACUCCACAGUCCCUCUGACGCAGUGCUCAGAGAAGCUGGUCCAGCUCAUUCUUCAUGAAUACAAAAUCUUUAACGCAGAGGUUCUCUUCAGGGAGGACUGCUCGCCCGACGAGUUCAUCGACGUCCUCGUGGGGAACAGAGUUUAUAUGCCUUGUCUAUAUGUGUACAAUAAGGUGGAUCAAAUCUCCAUUGAGGAGGUGGACCGCCUGGCUCGCCAGCCUAACAGUGUAGUCAUCAGCUGUGGUAUGAAGCUGAACCUGGACUACCUUCUGGAGAUGUUGUGGGAGUAUCUGGCACUUAUUUGCAUCUAUACAAAGAAAAGAGGAGAGCGUCCAGACUUCAACGACGCCAUCAUCAUGAGAAGAGGAGCAUCAGUAGAACAUGUGUGCCACAGAAUCCACAGAACCUUAGCGAGCCAGUUCAAAUACGCCCUUGUGUGGGGAACCAGUACCAAGUACAGUCCACAGAGGGUGGGGCUAACGCACAUCAUGGAGCACGAGGACGUUAUCCAGAUUGUCAAGAAGUAAAAGAAAAGGCAGGAGGGGACUGAAAAUCCAUGGAGGGGCGGAGAAAACGCAUCUGUACAGUAGAAACGCAUGAAAGGAAAAUAGCCGACAUUCUUAUUUUGUUUAUAAAAUCAAACAGAAACGGUGAACUACAGACGCAUUUUAUGUUUAAAGAUACUAAAGGCUGAGAGAAUGAGGAAAUAAAAAUCAUAAAACACAAAA
Oryzias melastigma (Indian medaka) is the source of this 1464-nucleotide messenger RNA. RefSeq names its product developmentally regulated GTP binding protein 2 (gene drg2). Gene Ontology annotation, biological process: cytoplasmic translation. Gene Ontology annotation, molecular function: GTP binding; GTPase activity. The transcript has 14 exons. Bases 169 to 1263 code for a protein of 364 amino acids. The record is from RefSeq and is a predicted model, not a curated record. Gene Ontology annotation, cellular component: cytoplasm. Lineage: Eukaryota; Metazoa; Chordata; Actinopteri; Beloniformes; Adrianichthyidae.